AUGGUCCUGAUGGAGAUGGGCCGGGCAGGGAAGUUCCUGAAUGAAUGUCCCAGUGGACUGAUCACCCUCCAUGAGUUCAGACGGCACUUCUGCAAGGGAACUGUGGGAAAAGAGUCAGCAGAGUAUGCAGAGCAGAUAUUCCGCACGCUAGAUAACAAUGGGGAUGGAGUUGUGGACUUCAGAGAAUAUGUGACAGCUAUCAGCAUGUUGAUUGAGGGCACGACGGUGGAGAAGCUGCGCUGGUCCUUCAAACUCUAUGACAAAGACAAAGAUGGAGCCAUCACACGCUCGGAGAUGCUGGAAAUCAUGCAGGCUGUGUACAAGAUGAGCGUUGCAGCAUGUCUGACCAAACCUGAUCCACUGACUGCUGAAGAAUGCACCAAUAGGAUAUUUGUACGGCUGGACAAAGAUAACAAUGCCAUUAUCAGUCAAGAGGAAUUCAUUGAAGGUGCACUGAAUGAUGAAUGGAUCAGAGAGAUGUUGGAGUGUGAUCCAAAAACAGUGAAGAUGGAGAGGCCUCUCAAAGGCAAUGCAAUGCUGUAAAUCUGUGGGUCUGUUUACAUUCAGUAUAAUGGAGAUCAUGGCUGUUACAGUAUUUAUUGUGAUGGGGCUGUUGUGAAUGCCUUAAAGAUGAGACGUUCAUGCAUUCCUCAGUAUGAUCAUUUUAAAUUAAUGGAAUAGUUCACCACAAAAUGAAUAUUUGCUGAAAUUUACUCAC
Molecule: messenger RNA, 718 nt
Organism: Sinocyclocheilus grahami
Lineage: Eukaryota; Metazoa; Chordata; Actinopteri; Cypriniformes; Cyprinidae
Product: guanylyl cyclase inhibitory protein-like
Exons: 5
Coding region: 1-543 (180 amino acids)
Molecular function (GO): calcium ion binding
Source: RefSeq, a predicted model, not a curated record